Messenger RNA from Physcomitrium patens, 1216 nucleotides. RefSeq lists its product as uncharacterized. Lineage: Eukaryota; Viridiplantae; Streptophyta; Bryopsida; Funariales; Funariaceae. The record is from RefSeq and is a predicted model, not a curated record.
GUUUUUACUACAAUUCCUUCGUUUGCUUGUUAGAACUGGAGUGCACUGAAUGACUUAUCAAGUUAUUUGUUAUUUUAAGAACGAAAUUAACUGCUGAAGUAGCAUUUUUACUAUCAGAUCCAACUCACAUUGAAGGAUCUCAUCUGAGUCGUAGGCAAUUAUCUUGAUGUCCAAGUGACCACCAUUUUAAUCCUACAGUGAUAUGGAAAAUAUUCAUGAUGAAUUGCUCAUCACCGAAUUUAUCCGAAUGAAGCUUCUUAUGUUAAAAUGACACCUUCAUCAUUUCAAUGUAUCACAGUAUUUCCAUGAAAUAGCGUACAAGAGUAAGUGUCCGAUACGUCAGUCUGACUCAGAUUUCGAAUAAAUCAGAAAGACCUUCGUCGCGGAGUGUUAAUUUGUUGGAGGUGCUAUUCUUGUGCUGGAGGUACUAAUAUUCUCUUAGCGAUGGUUUGUCAGUGAUGUCAGUGCAUACCAUUACAGCAGUCGAUGCUCAUGAGGCUGCGUUGUUUGGAUCAAGGAGAUGGAAUUGGGAUAAGCAAUGUGGGUUGAGAGAGGAGGGAAAGCCGAUUCCGCAAUUGGCGAGUUUGGGAGUUGGGUGGAAGAGAUUUUGGCGAGAUGGAUCAUCAAGGAGUAGCAGUAAACAUUCUGGUAUUCGUUUUCGGGCUUUUGGUGGCAAGCGAAGUGCCUUCUUUGGAACGAUUGACUUCAAUGGUAGAUGCGAACGGUGAUUGGCAUGUGGGUGCAAGGGGUGAAAGUGGAUACUAUUUGUGGAGGAUGGAGGGAAGAAGAAGGAAAAGGAUGAUGUGAAAAUCUGGCCAAUGCCUGUCGAAGUCGUGCUCGGCGACGGGAAGCUCUCGCUGGAAAGAAACACCAUAAUUGAUGUCGCAGACAACGCAUCUGUGCCGGACACGCUUGCAAAUGCCUUCGCACGAUACUAUGAUGUCAUCUUCACGCACCACACACAGCAGUCGAGGUCUUCGUUCCCUGCGCUUACGAAGCUCGUCGUCACCCUUGAUUCGCGAGAUGAAGAGCUGCAAUACGGAGUGGACGAGUCCUAUGCGCUGUACAUUCCUGAUUCAUCAGAUUUUAAUAUUGCAAACCUUCGCUGAUGGUUUUCAUUCUGUUGAUAUGACUUUUUUUUUUAAAAGCUUAAGUCUGACAUCUGCGCAACACUCUGCAGUCAAGUAAUAUCCUAUUACACUCAACCUAUAAUUUG